Molecule: messenger RNA, 3733 nt
Organism: Chelonia mydas (Green sea turtle)
Lineage: Eukaryota; Metazoa; Chordata; Testudines; Cheloniidae
Gene: MUTYH
Product: mutY DNA glycosylase
Exons: 14
Coding region: 33-1940 (635 amino acids)
Biological process (GO): base-excision repair; mismatch repair
Cellular component (GO): nucleus
Molecular function (GO): adenine/guanine mispair binding; purine-specific mismatch base pair DNA N-glycosylase activity; 4 iron, 4 sulfur cluster binding
Source: RefSeq, a predicted model, not a curated record
UGCACCUCAUCCCACUCACCGUGUCCACAGCUAUGAAGCUAGAUGUUUUUAUGGCCAGGAGCAUGGACGGCCACAGCUCCUUGAAGUUAUCAUUCUGGACAUCAAUGACAGGUACUUUCAAGCAGGUCAUCUUCAUGCAGGUCAUGCGCGGGGCCCGCACGGGCCGCAGCGCUCACGGCGCCGCCAUCGUCCCGCUUCCGGGACUGGGGGCCGGGCGGAGCUGGGGCCGGGCGGGUCCUUCCCUUCAGGCGGCGCGGUCGGGCUGCCCGGGCAGGCGCCUGUCCCCGGCUCCCUCCACCCGCCGCUCUGCGCCCUCAAAGCCGCUCCCCAGCGGCAGCUCCGCGCGCGCGGCCACGCGCCGCACGCUCCUCGGCCGACGAGCGUUCUUGUUUAUCAGGCGUUUGGAACGGGCAGCCCCGAGUCCGAGCGGGGUCCUUGUGAGAGACCGGACGGGGGAGGAGCCCGGUCUUCUCGGACACGCUGAUUGGCUAGUCACCGCUGAUCCCGCCUCGUCGGCUGAUAGGCCAGACCUGUGGUGGCCAGUCCACACGAGACGAGAGGUGCUGGGCGCGAGGCGGCUCCCGGGGCCGCGCUCUGAUUGGCUCCUGCGCGCCCGGGAGCGGGCUCUGAUUGGGCCGCGCGAGAGCGAAGCAGGUCCACGGGGAAGCUGGGCGCGCGGCGUGAGUGCGGUAAGGGAAGGCUCCGCGCGGCCCCUGCUGCAGCGCGCCCGGCUGGCGGCCGUGUCCGGAGGCUCCCGCCAGCGUGCGAGCUUGGCGAUGAGUAAACUCCGGGCAGCAGCUCGCAGCGGGCGGGGACUCCAGCAGGGCACAGGGAAUGUGAGGAAAUCCCCAAGGAGGUGCAGGGAGAAUGUAUCAUCCCAUAAAGACGUGCUACCUCCAGUGUCUUCCCAACAACCUGCGUACCAUCUCUUCAGCCACCCGGCAGAAAUCGAGGCCUUUCGGAAGAAUUUGCUUGCCUGGUACGACAAAUGCAAGCGUGACCUUCCCUGGAGGAAAUUGGCUGCAAGCGAAUCAGAUACUAACAGAAGAGCAUAUGCAGUGUGGGUGUCGGAGAUCAUGCUCCAGCAGACGCAGGUGGCUACGGUGAUUGACUUUUACAACAGGUGGAUGCAGAAAUGGCCGACGCUGCAGGCACUUGCCAAAGCUUCCCUGGAGGACGUGAAUGAGCUGUGGGCAGGACUUGGCUACUACUCGCGAGGGAAGCGGCUGCAGGAAGCAGCACAGAAGGUGGUUUCCGAGCGGGCAGGUCAGAUGCCCGGGACGGCCGAGGAGCUGCAGAAGCUUCUGCCGGGAGUGGGGAGAUACACAGCAGGAGCCAUCGCCUCCAUCUCCUACGGGCAGGUGACGGGAGUGGUGGAUGGGAACGUGAUUCGAGUCCUGUGCCGGGUCCGAUGCAUCGGUGCCGACUCCAGCAGCCCGGCUGUCGCCAACAGACUCUGGGAUUUGGCCGAUGCUCUGGUCGAUCCAGCCCGGCCAGGGGAUUUUAACCAAGCCAUGAUGGAGCUGGGAGCUACUGUGUGCACCCCCAGGGCCCCGCUGUGCAUGGAGUGUCCUGUGAAGCACCACUGCAGGGCGAGUUGCCGGGUGGAGAAGGAGCUGGAAUUCGCCUCCAGGAGGCUGCUGGGACAAGCUGCCUCCAGUUUCCCCCAGGCGCCUGACCUAGAGGAGUGUGCCGCCGCCGUCACAGGCAUCUGCUCCUUGUGCCCCCCUGCUGCGGAGCCCUGGGACAGCAGCCUCGGCGUGGCCAACUUCCCCAGGAGAGCCGCCAAGAAGCAGCCCCGGGCGGAGCGGACGGCCACGUGUGUGCUGGAGAGGAGAGGCCACCGCGGGGAGCCGGAGUACCUGAUCGUGCAGAGACCCAGCUCCGGCCCGAUACGGGAAAAUUGGAAAGAAACUGGUGAGAUGAAGUGUGUGCUCUGAGUCAACAGGGACAGGAUUACGAGGGGGAUGCUGUUACUGACGUGAUCAGGACAGAUCUAUUUCCAUACUACUACUGCGCCCAGAAGACAGAACCUUCCUUUCAGUUUACAACAAGACUGGCGCGUUCUGUGCUCUGUAUUUUAUACAGUAAAAGCUGUUUUAUCCGGCACUUCAUCAGCCGGAAAGCUCUAUAAACCAGCAAAAAGAAAAGGAGUACUAACACGGCUGUUACUCUGAAACCUAUAAACCAGCAUUUCUGAUCUUCAUUAAAAUUCCGGUUUUUAGUCCGGUUGGUGCAGGGCCAGCAGGGGGUUGGAGCACAGGCUCUGGGAGGGAGUUUGGGUGCGGGGCCGGGGGUGCAGGGUGCUGGAUCCAGGGGCCGCUCACCUUGGGCGGCUCUCCGCAAGCGGUGACCUGUCCGGCUGCUCCUACGCGGAGGCACAGCAGGUGGCUCUGCACGUUACCACUGCCCCUGCCCCCGCCCCGAGCGCUAGCACCACAGCUCCCAUUGGCUGGGAACCGUGGCCAACGGGAGCUGCAGGGGUGGAGGCAGUGCGCGGAGCCGCCCGAGGUGAGCAGCCCCUGGAUCCGGCCCCACCUACCCCCUCCCGCUGCCCCACGUCCCCGCCCGCACCCCAACCCCCUCCCUCUUAGUUAACCCGCAUUUUUCACUUAUCGGCACCCCCCCUUCCCCCAACAUGCUGGAUAAAACCGCUUUUACUGUAUAUUUUUUUCCUAUUUGGCAACAGGUGAAAAACAAUACCUGUAAGUACCUUCGUGUGCAGCUACAGUCCCUCCCCAACGCUCGGUAUAUUUGUCAUUGUUAUUUGAAUCAAAGCUAAAGAAUUCAUACUUCUUUAUUUCAUAAACAUACCAAACAGGACUUUCUCAUGUGCUAACUAAAUUGUACAUAAUACAUUUUGCGUUCUUAAAAAAGUAAAUAAAGUUUAGUUUUGAUUAACAAAUAACUGCUUCAGAUCUUUUUCCCCUCAAAGUUCCACUUUUUUCCACCCCUCUCCCCAAUGGGUUUUUUCCCCAUGGCUUCAAAAUUUCCAUAAAUUGUCCAUCCCCAGUCUGGAUACAGCAGCGUAGGCGGAGGAGCUGAGCCGUGCCUGACGGUGCGGCCGUUAUGUCAGUAACGAUCCUGGCUGCUGAGCAGGAGGGGUGAUCAGUCGUCACCGUGCCCCAGAUCCAGUCACUGGCAGCACGACAGCUCCCCAGUGCCUUGGGCUAUCUCUGGGGGCUCCUUGCACCCAGCUUCCUGGGCCUGAACCUGCUGCCUCUUCUCCUCUCGCUUCUUGCUGUUUGGCAGAGACUUUACAACAGCAGUUUAGCCCCCAGGAUCGAUCGCUUGAGCCCUGUGCCUGGUCUGAGCAAUACCCUCAGGCAUCUCGUGUUGCAAUUGGCGGGGGGGAGGUAAUCAGAGGGACGUGAUCUUGAAGGGACAAUAUCCCGCAGCCAGCCAGGGCAGGAAACGCUUGGACGGGCCAGUCGAGACACGCUCUGCCCCAGGAGGCUUUUCCAAGUCCUGACCCUGGCCUGUGAGCAGAGGAACGUCGGGCCCUGGGUGUGGUGGGAACACAGCGUCCUAUGGAGAUGGAAAUCUGGCUGUGCCGAAUGUGGCCUGGCUGCCCAUUCCUUGCUCUCUCCCAGGCUUGCUGGCGGGGCUGUGGGAGUUUCCCAGCCUGCCCUGGGGGCCGGAGCUGAAGGAGAAGCAGCAGACGGAGGCACUGUUGGGUCACGUUCAGGCCUGGGCCGGAGAAGCCGUGGCCAGAGGAUGCCUGCGGCAUGUU